Molecule: messenger RNA, 7093 nt
Organism: Nematostella vectensis (starlet sea anemone)
Lineage: Eukaryota; Metazoa; Cnidaria; Anthozoa; Actiniaria; Edwardsiidae
Exons: 5
Coding region: 1273-2376 (367 amino acids)
Biological process (GO): DNA integration; DNA recombination
Molecular function (GO): DNA binding
Source: RefSeq, a predicted model, not a curated record
CAUGUUCUGCCCAUUGCAUCCAGUGAGUCCGAUGAGGAAGCUGAUAUGGGUGCGCUGGCUUCCUCUCCGUUACGGAAGCCAAAUAAAGCUGAAUUCGUGGCGGGGUAUGCACAGAUUCUACAAUUAUGAGAGAUCAGUUCGUUCGAGCGCGCCGAACGACACAAACAUUUGGUAACGCUGAUGUACCACGCACAGCUAUACGAAUGGGAGGCGGUGCUUGCCUUCCAUGGAGCGGUUUUGCUUGAAAUCGAACGUGGCUUAUUGAAGUGGGGUGAUUCCUUUUCCCACCUCGAAAGCAGAACCCUCCAUGGUCAGCUACUUUCACCGCCGAAAAAGCAGUCUUACAGUUCAGGGCCGACAUUGUUUUGUAGAGAUUAUCAACGCGAGAAGUGCAUUCAUACCAAGGAUCAUUAUGGUUACGUCCGAGGCGAACGUAAAUGGGUAAAACAUAUUUGUGCGGCUUGUUGGGUACAAUCGAGAAAACAGGAAUCGCAUAGAGAGGAUUCAUCUGAUUGUCCGCUUUCAGGGGAAUAAAAAAACUGAUAAACUUCGCCCUUGGUCAAGACAUUGGGGGCGUUCCUUCCGUUACUGUUGCUUCAUUUCCGGAUAUGUCGUUUUGUGCUUUGAAUGCUGAUGCUUGCUCCCAGCCGCUAAAGGCUGCAGUUCCUGACUGUCGUGGCUUUUCCACGGGCGCUGAUUAUAUUCAUGAUGUGUGUUUUCCUCAGCCGGUGGAGGCUGGUGUUCUAGACUGUCGUGGUUUUUCCACGGCCUUUCCUCGUGACUCUCAGCAGGCGAAUGAUUUUUAUUUGUACGCACAUGAGUUAGUUUUUCGUUCUGGCCGCCCGAACUUUGUGGUUUCUCGCCUGCCCGUUCCAAGUUCCCUAAAGAUCAAUACUUGGAGGACUUUGUUGUAUGAUUAUGACGACCAAAUGAUUUGUGAUUUCCUGGAGUUUGGUUGGCCGGUGGGUUUCACUGGCGAUACUGUUCCUAUUUUUGAUGCUCGCACUCACCGGGGUGCGCUCAAUUUUGCGACUCAAGUUUCAGAGCAUUUACAACGUGAAGUCUCGCUUGGUCGUGUCGCUGGGCCGUUUACGGAUCCUCCCUUCGGGGGUGGAUUUGUUACUUCACCGUUGAACACGGUUCCCAAGCGAGAUUCUGAAGAACGUAGGGUAAUUGUGGACUUGAGCUGGCCUAAGGGCGGUUCAGUAAAUGAUGGUAUUCCGUGUGAUAGUUUUCUGGGAGAUCCGUUCGUGACUUGUUAUCCCACUAUAGAUGACAUUGUGGAAGCGAUCGUGCAGUUUGGCCCGGGUUGUUUUCUCUAUAAGAGGGAUCUGCGGCAGGCGUAUAGGCAGUUUCCUGUGGAUCCCGGCGAUUACCGUUUACUUGGAUUCCUCGGCUUUGGCCUCUCUGCAAAAGGAUCUACGACAGACAUUACAAGCUGCUUAUAGCACAGGGACAUAUAGUAAUUUAAAGACUCAAUUUAAGGCCUUUUUUCUAUUUUGCUUAUAUUUUGACUUGACUCCAUUACCAGCAGACAUAGAUACGGUCUGUCUUUAUGUACAGUUUUUAAGUCGUUCGAUUGCACCACCUUCGAUUCGUAAUUAUUUAAGUGGGGUCAAGUUAUUACAUCUUUUUGCCGGUUAUGACUAUGCAUUUACUAAGGAUUUUAGUUUAUCCCUAGCCCUGCGGGGAGUUCCCCGUAGGAUACCACAUGUACCUCAGAGGGCUCCACCGGUAACUCCUAGCCUUUUAUUGCUAGUUGCGCGAACAGUAGAUUUUCAACAUGAUGCUAACUCUUCUACAUUGUAUUGCGCAUUUCUCUUUGCAUUUUUUCUUAUGGCGCGUAUAGCUAAUAUCGUACCGCGUUCUAUUAAGGCAUUUAAUCCUACCCGCGAUCUCACACGGGGUGAUGUUUUGUGUAACGAACACAGGCUUAUCGUCACGUUUAAGCAUACAAAAACUAUUCAGUUCGGUCAGCGUCGAUUACACAUUUCUCUGUUACGUAUUCCAGGCUCGUUAUUAUGUCCGGUCGCUGCCUAUAACAACAUGAUUCGCCUGGUACCCGCUUCUGCACGCAAACCGCUGUUUUUAUUGCUUGGUCAUUCAGGCCCGUUUGCUUUGACGAAGUCCCGUUUUGUUACCGAAUUUCGUCUGGCGCUUUGCUCAGUGGGGGUUGCUCAUGCUGACUCAUAUCGGGGUCACUCAUUUCGACGCGGCUGUGCCUCUUGGGCGUUUAACCACGGAGUACCAGGGGAAUUGAUACAGUUGUAUGGUGAUUGGGCUAGUGACUCUUACAAAUUGUAUUUAGAAUUUAGUAAUCAAUCAAAAUUGGCGCUUGCUUCCCAGCUACGUGCUUCCAUUCAGGCCAGUAGUUAGGCCUUCUGCACUGUUUUGUUGUUUGGCCGGUGGUUUGGUGGCAGAGAGGUUUAUUAUUAUUAUUUUAGUUUUUCAUUUAUCAGUUUGUAGUGAUUUUAUAAUAAACUUCUCUUAUGCCAAACACAAAACAGUGUCAGUGGUUUAUGUUGGGUUGAGGAAUUGACAUAUAUUUUGGCAUAUUUCAGAUUUCUCAUGUGUUUUGUUUUGCCGUUAAUUGUAUCAUGUUUCACCACUGUCUUGGAAUACUGAUUUGAAUUUUCCAUAUCUUUCGCAAGAUUUCUUACGAUUAUGUUUUCUGGUUUUACUAUUAGAACGAGAAUUUUGCGAUUACAGCAAUCCCUGCUAUAAUAACGGUACAUGCCAAGGUAACACCACAAACUACAUCUGUACGUGCGAGAGUCCAUACGAGGGGAGGCUCUGUAGAAAUUCAUAUGAGCCCGGAAGUAUGCGGCCCUGAUGUUUUAACCUUAAAAGAGUGCCAGUAAAACCAUCGAGACUCUACUUUAUUUUAGCCAUAUGUCAUCCAUAUGGAAUAGAGACUUCCAAAAUUCCCGACUCUUCGAUCACCGCUUCGUCUGAGGAUGGUGAAUUUGUAGCAGCGAAUGGAAGACUUAAUAACCCUAGCUGCUGGAAACCUGCUAUCAACCAGGUGGGCGAGUAUUUCCAAGUCGAUUUCAACGAGCGAAAAUUUGUUGAUAAGAUCGCGACUCAAGGGCAUCCCCCAAACGAGUGGGUAACACGAUAUGGGCUGAUGUCCCUGAAAAACGCGGGCGAUACUGAUUGGGAUGUAUAUCAGGAUUAUGAUGGGAAUACAGACAGCAACACCACAGUGUCCCACAUGAUAAGUGUACCUUAUCAUCAGGUUGUCCGCAUAGUGGUGAAGGCGUGGCACAACGCUAUUGCUAUGAGGGUGGAGAUGAACAGAUGUUAGUUUUACACUUAAAAAACAUCAUCUGAAAAACGUUCUAUAGAUACUUCUGUAGCACCAUUAGAGCGUACAGGAGACCAAUAGAGGGGAAAGAGUACCAUUAGAGGGUACAGUAGUACCAUUAGAGGGUACAGUAGUAUCAUUAGAGGGUACAGUAGUACCAUUAGAGGUUACAGUAGGACCAUUAGAGGGUACAGUAGCACCAUUAGAGGGUACAGUAGUACCAUUAGAGGGUACAGUAGUACCAUUAGAGGUUACAGUAGGACCAUUAGAGGGUACAGUAGCACCAUUAGAGGGUACAGUAGCACCAUUAGAGGGUACAGUAGUACCAUUAGAGGGUACAGUAGCACCAUUAGAGGGUACAGUAGGACCAUUAGAGGGUACAGUAGUACCAUUAGAGGGUGCAGUAGUACCAUUAGAGGGUACAGUAGCACCAUUAGAGGGUACAGUAGUACCAUUAGAGGGUACAGUAGUACCAUUAGAGGGUACAGUAGCACCAUUAGAGGGUACAGUAGUACCAUUAGAGGGUACAGUAGUACCAUUAGAGGGUGCAGUAGUACCAUUAGAGGGUACAGUAGGACCAUUAGAGGGUACAGUAGUACCAUUAGAGGGUACAGUAGCACCAUUAGAGGGUACAGUAGGACCAUUAGAGGGUACAGUAGUACCAUUAUAGGGUACAGUAGCACCAUUAUAGGGUACAGUAGUACCAUUAGAGCGUACAGUAGCACCAUUAGAGGGUACAGUAGUACCAUUAGAGGGUACAGUAGCACCAUUAGAGGGGAAAGCGUACUAUUAGAGGGGACAGUAGCACCAUUAGAGGGUACAGUAGCACCAUUAUAGGGUACAGUAGUACCAUUAGAGGGUACAGUAGCACCAUUAGAGGGUACAGUAGUACCAUUAUAGGGUACAAUAGUACCAUUAGAGGGUACAGUAGUACCAUUAUAGGGUACAGUAGUACCAUUAUAGGGUACAGUAGCACCAUUAGAGGGUACAAUAGUACCAUUAGAGGGUACAGUAGUACCAUUAGAGGGUACAGUAGGACCAUUAGAGGGUGCAGUAGUACCAUUAUAGGGUACAGUAGCACCAUUAUAGGGUACAAUAGUACCAUUAGAGGGUACAGUAGUACCAUUAUAGGGUACAGUAGCACCAUUAGAGGGUACAGUCCACUCGUACAGUAGCACCAUUAGAGGGUACAGUAGGACCAUUAGAGGGUACAGUAGUACCAUUAGAGGGUACAGUAGCACCAUUAGGGGGUACAGUAGCACCAUUAGUGGGUACAGUAGUACCAUUAGAGGGUACAGUAGGACCAUUAGAGGGUACUGUAGCACCAUUAGAGGGUACAGUAGUACCAUUAUAGGGUACAGUAGUACCAUUAUAGGGUACAGUAGUACCAUUAUAGGGUACAGUAGUACCAUUAGAGGGUACAGUAGUACCAUUAGAGGGUACAGUAGUACCAUUAGAGGGUACAGUAGCACCAUUAGGGGGUACAGUAGUACCAUUAGAGGGUACAGUAGGACCAUUAGAGGGUGCAGUAGUACCAUUAUAGGGUACAGUAGCACCAUUAUAGGGUACAAUAGUACCAUUAGAGGGUACAGUAGUACCAUUAUAGGGUACAGUAGUACCAUUAGAGGGUGCAGUAGUACCAUUAGAGGGUACAGUCCACUCGUACAGUAGCACCAUUAGAGGGUACAGUAGGACCAUUAGAGGGUACAGUAGUACCAUUAAAGGGUACAGUAGUACCAUUAGAGGGUACAGUAGCACCAUUAGGGGGUACAGUAGUACCAUUAGAGGGUACAGUAGUACCAUUAGAGGGUACAGUAGUACCAUUAGAGGGUACAGUAGCACCAUUAGGGGGUACAGUAGCACCAUUAGAGGGUACAGUAGGACCAUUAUAGGGUACAGUAGUACCAUUAGAGGGUACAGUAGUACCAUUAGAGGGUACAGUAGGACCAUUAUAGGGUACAGUAGUACCAUUAGAGGGUACAGUAGUACCAUUAGAGUGUACAGUAGCACCAUUAUAGGGUACAGUAGCACCAUUAGAGGGUACAGUAGCACCAUUAGUGGGUACAGUAGCACCAUUAGGGGGUACAGUAGCACCAUUAGAGGGUACAGUAGUACCAUUAUAGGGUACAGUAGUACCAUUAUAGGGUACAGUAGUACCAUUAGAGGGUACAGUAGCACCAUUAGAGGGUACUGUAGCACCAUUAGAGGGUACAGUAGUACCAUUAGAGGGUACAGUAGCACCAUUAGUGGGUACAGUAGCACAUUAGCGCCAUUAGCGACGGCUUUUGCGUCAUUUCUGUGAACUCCCUUGCGAAUCAUCAAUGCCGGAUAAGGGGGAGGGGGUGUCAAGGUUCUUAUUAUGCAAUCAAGCCUCCUUCUAUGGACUAUGGUCACGCUAAUAGACGUCUACAAACUAUAGGGAGACUUAGUUCUAGGACAGGUAAACGCCAUGUGCCGUUUCAAAUUCAAAUGUUUUAAAAUUAAUAUGAAACAUAAUCGACAUCGUUCAUUUGCAUGUAAUUUGCAUUUGAACAGCACAUAAAACAAACGGCUUUCGCACUAGCCUAAUGUUCGGCCGGGGCCUGGGUCCUGGGGUUGGAGUGAGACGGCUGAAAAUCAGGCUACGUUUGCCCUAAACGUAAGCCAAAUUAGCUGAUUUGCAGGCAUCUUUCCAUCUCUUAUAUCGUCCGCUUUUACCUCGCCUUCCUAAUUCAUUGUCCAUUGUUCAAGUUGCGAGAAAGUAAGGAAUCGAGAAAACAAUGAAUGGAUCUGGAGCAGACCCAUGAGGAUAUCAAAGGGAUAAUAACACACUUUCUUAGAAGGGUUACAACGAGUGCAGAGGAGGGACUUAGGCGCUUAUUCGCAUUAAUGCCACUCAUGGAUUUAAUGGGAGCAUUAUUAUUCCACUUCUUAUUGAGUGUUUGUCUCCUUUGUUUGCAAGGUUUUGAUUGAUUUAUACAUCCGCCCAGCUUCUGGUCUUCUUUUUCCCAGUUUUUCGUGUACAGAGGCUCCAUACACGCGAAAGCAUGCUUCGGCGAGCUGCGAGAUUGGGGAAGCUUUUUUCUUUUCAUUUCAUUUCUCUUUUUUUGUACAGAAUAGUGUAAAAUUAAAAAAGUAAUUGCAUGUUCCUCUAGGGUCACACAUCUGUUGCGCCUUCAGUGAUCGUAAUUAUGAUUACAGGUUCAAAUAAUACUUUACAUCACACAUUACGCAAACUUUUUAUCGGUAAGAAGAAUUAUGUUAAGGAGGUAAACUUGAAAAUUUGCCCACGCCCUUUUCCGCUCUUUACUUUAUAUCUCUUUCUAACAACACAAAAGAGCAAACACACGAUGUAGAUAGCUCGCGAAACAGACAGGGAGUCUGCUUUAGAUAUCAUUCGCAAACAAUGCCACUUUAACCUCUUCACCUUGUCUUUUUUUCCAUCUCACACGCCACAGCAUUUAGCUUCUCUGCCAGUCACCAUUCUCCCCCAAAAAUAACAAAUAUGAGAAAGUAUCCAUUUCAAUCGGCUGGAAAAGAUAUUUCGAUUGAAUUCGGUAAAUAGAUUUGCAAGAAUCAUUUUCGAUUGAAUUCGGUAAAUGAAUUAUAUAACUUUGUUGUCAAAUUGUUAGUUCGAAAUGUUAUCACAUAAUUGCCAUCUAGGAGGGACAGGAUAGGAGAGGGGCACUUUCCUGGGCUUUCCUUUAUUUUUCACAUCAACGCGCUUUUUAAAUGUACCUUAAAUAUAUAUCAAACCUUACAUGUAUAAAUCAAUUGAUAAAAUAUAAAUUGCUCGAAAAAAUUGUA